This is a messenger RNA of [Torrubiella] hemipterigena, 2874 nucleotides long. Lineage: Eukaryota; Fungi; Ascomycota; Sordariomycetes; Hypocreales; Clavicipitaceae. The record is from the annotation of a GenBank genome assembly.
CGCCGCUGGUGACCUCGAAACGUAAUACUUGCACUCUUCAUCUCCAACUAGGCGCUGAUAAUUUGCUUUUCAAAACCUCUUUAUAUAUUUUGCAGCGGAAUAUGUGCAUUUGUUAAUUUGGACAUACAUCCUUUUCUUCUGGGCAACUGGCUCAGCGACCUCGGCUUCAUCCUCACACAGCUUGCGCGCUUCCACAGUGCGUCUGGCCACAAUGGACCCGACGUCAUCACAAGGGCUGUCACCGCUAGCAGAGCCAACCAUACGAUCGUAUAACAGAAGAGAUGGUGAAGGAUAUCAUCAGGAUGCAGAUAUGGGCCACUCACCGAUAGCUGGGGGUGGGCAUCAGGCUCAUCCUCAAUCUCAGCUACAUAUGGAACCGGACGAUAACGAUGUACCGGAAUCCCUUUUGCUGGAGAGUAAUUCGGCGUCGGUGAUGGAAGCUGAAGCUGCACAACCGUUGAUACCCCCUUCUCGCCAGCGGCCUGGCCCUGACCGAGGCCCGAAGUCUCAUAUCCAGUGGGAGAAUCUCGACGAGAGACGUGCUGAGCAUGCAACGACGUCCCACUCUCCUCUGCCAUUCAGGAUUCAACCGAAAAACAAGGCAUCAACAGGGAUUCACGUUACCAAGCGCGAGGCAGCUCUCUGGAGAUGGGUAAACGUCUCGAGCUUGGACAAUUUCAUGCGCGAUGUCUACGACUAUUAUGAAGGAGGUGGGAUUUGGUGUAUACUGUCCGCUAACGCGCUGUGGCUGCUGGAAACUCUGUUUGUGGCAGUUCUACUCACGUUUCUGACACAAUGUGUCGACUACGACAAGAUUCCAAAGAGCAAGUCGCUGGACCAGGUCAUUAUCAGCCAGUGUACGCGAAAGAUGUCCGUCUUAUGGAGUCUGGGUAUCUGGAUGUACUCAUUCUUCUUUUUCUGGAAAGCCGUACAAUACUUUCUGGAAAUACGUCGACUUUCCCAUAUCCGCGACUUUUAUAGAUUCCUACUCGAGAUUCCAGAGCAAGAUAUGCAGACGGUUUCAUGGCAAGACAUUGUUGGAAGGGUUAUGCUGCUCCGCGACCAGAACCCAAAGACGGCCACCAAUACUCCAGCUCGACUGCGCAAGUUCCUCGGAAGCCAGUCGAAGGAGAGGCUUGAUGCUCACGAUAUUGCCAAUCGACUAAUGCGAAAGGAAAACUACCUCAUUGCGAUGAUCAACAAGGACGUCUUGAACCUUUCGCUACCUAUACCAUUCCUCAGGAACCGCCAGCUCUUUUCGAAAACCAUGGAAUGGUAUCUCCAUUACAGCAUCCUCGAUAUGGCCUUUACCGAGAGGGGCGAAAUUCAGCAAGACUUUUUGCGAGCAGAUCGACGACGCAUAUUGAGCCAGAAGCUUCGACAGAGACUUAUCUUUGCCGGAAUCCUCAACUUGAUUUUCGCACCGGUUGUGCUCGCCUAUGUUAUUAUUGUAUAUUUUUUCACAUACUACAAUGAGUAUCAAAAAGACCCCAAACUUGCCACAGCGCGAAAGUAUACUGCGCUGGCAGAAUGGAAGUUUCGCGAAUUCAACGAGCUCCCGCAUAUAUUCUACGAAAGACUACACAUGUCGUAUCCCUUUGCGACCAGAUACUUGGACCAGUUUCCCAAGCGGCUCACCGAGGAUGUUGCUCGCAGUAUCGCAUUCAUGUCUGGUGCGAUAACGGCAGUGCUGGCUGUCUGCACCGUGCUCGACUCUGAACUGUUUUUGGGUUUUGAGAUUACCAAGGACCGAACUGUCCUGUUCUACUUGGGUGUAUUUGGUGCCAUCUGGGCAAUGACCCGAGGCAUGAUAUCUGAGGAGACAAUGGUCUUCAACCCAGAGUAUGCGCUACGUAAUGUGAUUGAGUACACGCAUUACAUGCCGGAUCACUGGGAGGGCCGUCUUCACAGCUUUGAGGUGAAGCAAGAAUUUUCUGAACUUUACAAGAUGAAGGCCAUAAUCUUCUUGGAGGAAGUGAUGGGCAUCAUCACCACUCCCAUGUUACUCUUGUUCUCACUCCCCAACUGCAGCGACCAGAUUGUCGACUUUUUCCGCGAAUUCACUGUCCAUGUGGAUGGGCUUGGCUAUGUUUGCUCGUUUGCCCUCUUUGAUUUCAGUCGCGGCGUCGGCAAUGCUCGACAAAAGGAUGCCAAUCCUGAUGUGCGGGAGGAAUACUAUUCAACCAAGCACGGGAAGAUGGCAGCCUCGUACUACGGAUUCUUGGACAACUACGUCAUCAAUCCCAAGACGGGAAUACCUGGUCAUAUGCCUCCUGGCAUGAAGCAAAGCUUCCACCAUCCGCCGGCUUUUCCGAGCCUCAACUCGCCAACACUGGCAGCUGAUAUGCCCGGGCCGUCGUCGCAACGCAUGGAUGGACGCCGGGACGUCGGCUUACGCGGAUAUCCGGCCAAUCCUCCGGGCCUCAUGCAGUCGUCGUCAGUUCUUCUAGAUGCACAAGCCAGCAUCACUGGACCAAGCCGGCGGGCUCUGCAUCGGUCUCACCUAUCCCGCGUGGGUGGCAAGUUUGCUCCUCCUGGCAUUGAAGAGGCUAGGGAAGAGUCAGGCGGAUACUCGGGGAUGGGAGCGGACGUAGACGAGGAUUUGCGAGAAGUCGAUGCUGGGCUGGGCGAGUCGACAUGGCAAACAUCACCAGGACAGGGACUGAGUAGGGAGCAGAGUGCAAGUAAUGCAGACGGACAUGACGGGGGCGUACUGGGCAUGAUUCACCAAUUCCGCCAAGCGCAGUAUGGCGGACGCCGGACGGGGUCAAUAGUGUAAUGCCUUUCGGGGAGGUACCCGAGGGCAACCCGUCCGUUCUGUAGGCUUUGUGUGUACAUACGGCAUCUGUCAUGAGAACCAACAUUUUCCUUUUG